UGCUUUACGCCCAAACAGGCUUGACUGUAACUUUUCUAUGGUCGAAGCAUGUUUGGAUCUUCAGUGGACUUUUCAUUUAAGGAGAUUAACACAAUUUCAGAUGUGCUUUCUGAUGUACCAAAUUCACCCGCUCAUCCACCAAAGCGUGACUCUGAGAAAAAGUUCAUCAGCAUCUCAUUCAGACUCAACAACAACUCUAUCAAGGACCUUACAGGACUGAUGGACACGCUUUCAGCUCUUUUCUCUGAGCCGACUCGUCUGGCCUGGCUCGACCUUUCCUUCAAUGAGAUUAAACACAUCGAAUCAGUUCUCACUCAACUCAAAGAAUUACGCUUAUUGUAUCUGCAUGGAAACAAUAUUCAGGAGCUGUCGGAGGUGGAUAAACUUGCAGUGUUGCCGUCGCUCCACACCAUCACUCUUCACGGCAAUCCCAUAGUGAGCGAGCAAGAUUACAGGGCUCAUUUGAUCGCUACACUUCCUCAUGUGAAGACGAUUGAUUUUAGCGCCGUCACCAAACAGGAACGAGUGCUGAGUUCAGUGUGGCAGAAGAGCAGAAACACACACAAAUCCACAGGUUACAGCAAAUCAGACUGAAUCACACUCUCCACCAACACCAUACACUGAAAACAUGAUUCAUUCCAUUUAUAAUAACAUGUUUUUAAGGUAAGUGGUUGCAAACUAUUCAUAUGGGCUGAAUUUAAACAAACCGAUUAGGUUGAACGUUACUACAUUUAAUUAGUGUGCUUAAAUUCAGCCCAUAUCAAUUGUUUGCAAACACGUACCUUAAAAAAAUGUAGCAAAUCGAACAAAUGUUUUUUGUGUGUAAUAUGACAUACAGUAGAUAAGGAGUCAAAUAAACAUUCAUUUCAA
Messenger RNA from Danio aesculapii, 870 nucleotides. It is a transcript of the gene lrrc51, whose product is annotated as leucine rich repeat containing 51. The transcript is spliced from 5 exons. NCBI's taxonomy places the organism in Eukaryota, Metazoa, Chordata, Actinopteri, Cypriniformes, Danionidae. The coding region runs from base 49 to 594 and encodes 181 amino acids. The record is from RefSeq and is a predicted model, not a curated record. Gene Ontology annotation, molecular function: protein binding.